AUGAACUCUGUGAUGUGUGGUGCUUGCGGCAUGACAGGGCUUGGGGUCCUCACACUGCUGCUGUCUGUCCUGCUGGUCUGGGCCAGCUGCCACCCUGUCCCCGGGAGGAAGAACUUCAACAAGCUGCUGCUGAUCUCCUUCGAUGGCUUCCGCUGGAACUAUGACCAGGAUGUGGACACCCCCAAUAUGGACCGUCUGGCCCGGGAGGGCGUGAAGGCCAAGUACCUCACGCCACCCUUUGUGACCAUGACCUCCCCAUCCCAUUUCACCACCAUCUCUGGUCGCUGGAUUGAAGAUCACGGAGUCAUUCACAACAUGAUGUUUAAUACAGAGACACAAUGGAAGUACUCCUUCAAAACUACACAGAACAAGACUGAGUGGUGGGACAAUGGGGUUCUCCCCCUCUGGAUCACAGCCCAGAGACAGGGGAGGAAGACAGCAUCAUUCCACUAUCCUGGAGGAGGUGCGAAGUACAAAGGAGAGGCUGUCCAGCGGUCCCUUGUAGAGUCUUACACUCACCCAGACAGCAAUGAGACAGAGUGGAGGGAGAACAUUGAUAUUGUCAUGAACUGGUUCACUAAGGAAGAUUUUGACUUUGUAACUCUGUACUAUGGAGAGCCAGAUAAUGUGGGACACAAAUUCGGGCCUGAGACAGAGAACAGAAGGGUGAUUAUUCAGCAAAUCGACAGAACCAUUGGGUACCUGGUGGAAGCCAUUGAGAGGCACAGCUUGACCAAGAACCUCAAUGUCAUCAUCACAUCAGACCACGGCAUGACCACAGUGAAAAAGGAGCCCAACGUCACUGAGAUCCUCUUGACCAACUACAUUAAGUUCAGGGACUUAGUCAAGUUUGACAUUGUGGAUUAUGGUGGCUUUGGGAUGCUCCUGCCCAAACCAGGGCAAGAGGAAGCCGUUUACCAAGCGCUGAAGAAUGCACACCCUCAUCUCAAUGUGUACAAGAAGGAGGAAUUCCCAGAACGCUUCCAUUUUGCUAAACACCAGCGGGUCCUGCCAAUCGUGAUGUAUGCUGACUCUGGUUAUAACAUCAAUGGGCGACUUAUAAUAUAUUUCAACAAGGGAGAUCAUGGCUUUGAUAAUGUCCACAUGGACAUGAAGACCAUAUUCAGAGCUUUUGGGCCAGAUUUCAAGAAGAAUCACGUAGCUGAGCCUUUUGACAGCAUCCACAUCUACCCACUCAUGUGUAAGCUUCUGGGCAUUACCCCUGAACCCCACAAUGGCUCCCUGGCCAUCACCCAGGAAAUGCUUGUGGACUCAUAUGACCAGCAGCCAGGAGCGGAGACACAGAAGACAUUGGCUCUUCAAAAGGCAGUGCUUGGUCUUGCGAUUGUCACAGGAGUUCUUGCAGUUCUGUUUGUUGCUAGCGUGACAUAUACAGCUAUUCAUCGGAAAAAGAAGCAGAGAGCUGAUCAAAACAGCAGAAGCGGACCAGUCCACAUGGCCCAGUUCUGAAGCUUCAUUCCCUUAGGACCAAGACUCAGCCCUAGUUGAGACAUUGUCAUAUUUCAGGUGAUUCCACCUCAGGCUAUUGUGACUGAGAGGAUUUCUGCAACAUCAGUCCCAGAAACCAUUAAUUCUGGGUAAAGACAGCAAUAAUCACAGUCCACCCUCUUUAUUUAAAUCAGCAGUGUUGGGCAUCUGGGUGGCUCAGUGGGUUAAAACCUCUGCCUUCAGCUCGGGUCAUGAUCUCAGGGUCCUAGGAUAGAGCCCCGCAUUGGGCUCUCUACUCAGCAGGGAGCCUGCUUCCCCUCCCUCUCUCUCUGCCUACUUGUGAUCUCUGUCUGCCAAAUAAAUAAAGUCUCUAAAAAAAAAAAAAAUCAACGGUAUCAAGGGAAUAAAAGACAUCAUUCUUA
Mustela lutreola (European mink) is the source of this 1871-nucleotide messenger RNA. RefSeq names its product ectonucleotide pyrophosphatase/phosphodiesterase family member 7-like. The transcript is spliced from 6 exons. The coding region runs from base 1 to 1470 and encodes 489 amino acids. The record is from RefSeq and is a predicted model, not a curated record. NCBI's taxonomy places the organism in Eukaryota, Metazoa, Chordata, Mammalia, Carnivora, Mustelidae.